UAUUGUAUUCUUCGAUCAGACGUCAGUUGCUUACUAUUUAAAUAUUGAUCCAUAGAUGCCAUACCCUGUAUUAAUAUUGAUCGGCGAUCAGUUAAUAUCAAUUUGUAUAACCUUCAAUCUACGAGAGUAAUUGAAACCUAUGGAACUAUUUAUAAACAGCUAGAAAAUACGAACCAAUGAACUGUAAUAUUGCCAAGAGGUUACUCAGUCUUCAAACCGAAGUAAAGUAUAUGAAUAGGCAGCGCGCCAUUUCGGAAUGUUCUAAUAUGGCUUAAUUUAAAUCAGCAUAGUUCAGUGUCCAAGUGAAUGUCGGUGCUUCACCAUUAGGAGAAAAUGUGACCGAGUCAUUAAAUGUAUUUUUAAUUAUUUUUUAAUUUUGGAAUUAUGUGUUUUAGUGAAGGUAAUAAUUAAUAUAAAUUUUGUGGAAUAUGGGUUCAGGUGGAAGUACAGAGGCGGUGAAACAACCUGAGAAGGGGGGAUCCGUACAACGAAAUGAACCCAGGCGGGACGUAGGAGGCGAGGGACAGAAUAACCUCAGGGUAAGGAGUGACUCCCCUGUGAAUAAUAACACUCCUCGGAAUGCCAAAACAAAAUUCAUCGUCAAAAAAGACGAUAGUGUCGACCUAACGAACGAUCUAAACUUGGACUCCUAUUGGAAUAAUGACUCCAAAGCGUUCUCAAACAAUAAUCAGGAGAAGCAAUAUAAUGAUUAUAACAGCAAACAGAAAAAUUCCUUGCCACCCCGACUCCCCAGCCCUCCUGUGGAGGACCUUCCAGAGACUUACGCUCAGAGGGGAUUUAGGGAACAGUACCGACCUAAUGACCUCCUCCGCCAGAAGACGAUCUAUAGGGACCCGGAAGAGUGGGAGCUCCCGGAAAAACGUGAGAGUGUAGGAAGUUUUGAUGUUUCAAAGUUUCAAGCUGCCAAUGCCAAUGUUCAGUCACAACAAAAGAGAGACAUAUUUACUAUGACGCCAGAUUAUACAAAGAAUACGCGACAAACAGAUUCAGCGGACGAUUUGUACCGAACUCCAACUUAUCAGAAACAGAAAAGCGUCCCAAAGUAUGACAUAUCGGAAGAAGAAUUAAUGGCAGACAUUGAGAAAGGGUACAUAUAAAUAUCUUAUUUCCCAGUCCUGAAGUAUAUGACCACCUUGCCAAAGUUGUUACCAUGCAGUACAAAAAUCAGAAGUUGGUCAGAUUGAAAAAGACAAUAUAGAGCUGAAAGAGCAGAGAUCUGCGAUUAUUAUGAAGUCAUAUUUUCUUUCAAGCAAAGAUAACACUCGUUUAAAACACAUUGAUUUUACUGAAAGAUAUUGCACACUGAUUCGAUUCUAUUGUAAAAAAAAAAUAUUUUUGGGGGAAAAUGGUUAAUUAUUUACCAAAUAUAUUUGAGGGGUUAAAGAAAUCAAAGUUCCAUGAAUAAUAUUUUUGAAAAAGUUAAUGAACCUCUUACAAUAAGUUUUUCCAUACUUUUAAAACAGUAUAAAACGGUUCACAUACUCAUUCCGUAUUCAUGUCAAAAUUAAUUAGGCACUAAAUGAAUAUGUAUUUUGUCUGUGCAUUUAAACAUUUACUUUUUAUCUUAAACCAUAUUUAUUUUUCACAAUAUCUCAGUCUUUUGCAUUAUUGUAUUAGCAAAAUAGUCAAGGAGGAGAUUUUGUUCACAUACUUAUGGUAUCAUAAAUUGUUAUGGCAAUAAAGUAUUUAUUAUUCUU
Molecule: messenger RNA, 1718 nt
Organism: Saccostrea echinata
Lineage: Eukaryota; Metazoa; Mollusca; Bivalvia; Ostreida; Ostreidae
Exons: 5
Coding region: 429-1118 (229 amino acids)
Source: RefSeq, a predicted model, not a curated record